AUGGUAUUGCCCAAGUUCUUUUCACCGCAAUUAUGCAUGCUCACCAAAUCCCUCGAGACGUUCUUCGGCGUUGGUCCCCUCGUUUCUGCACGCCUCCUUGCCCGCUUCCACAUCCACCCCACAUGCAAGGUUGGCGAGCUUGCGAACAAGCAGGUUCUGGACCUCACAGCUGCUUUAUCCGACAUGAAGAUUGAGAAUGAUCUCCGGAGACAGAUUCUUGAUGAUAUCAAGCGGUUGAAAGAGUCGGGUUCCUACCGGGGUAGACGCCAUGCGUUGGGAUUACCGGUUCGGGGACAGAGAACGAGGACACAGAUUUCGACCGCUGUCAAGCUCAACCGUAUGGAAAGAAGACUGUGA
Aspergillus pseudoviridinutans is the source of this 357-nucleotide messenger RNA. RefSeq names its product mitochondrial 37S ribosomal protein uS13m. Gene Ontology annotation, biological process: translation. The transcript has 3 exons. NCBI's taxonomy places the organism in Eukaryota, Fungi, Ascomycota, Eurotiomycetes, Eurotiales, Aspergillaceae. Gene Ontology annotation, molecular function: structural constituent of ribosome; RNA binding. The record is from RefSeq and is a predicted model, not a curated record. Bases 1 to 357 code for a protein of 118 amino acids. Gene Ontology annotation, cellular component: small ribosomal subunit; mitochondrion; ribosome.